Phialemonium atrogriseum is the source of this 986-nucleotide messenger RNA. RefSeq names its product Prefoldin. The coding region runs from base 147 to 530 and encodes 127 amino acids. Gene Ontology annotation, molecular function: protein-folding chaperone binding. The transcript has 4 exons. Gene Ontology annotation, biological process: chaperone-mediated protein complex assembly; protein folding. NCBI's taxonomy places the organism in Eukaryota, Fungi, Ascomycota, Sordariomycetes, Cephalothecales, Cephalothecaceae. The record is from RefSeq and is a predicted model, not a curated record. Gene Ontology annotation, cellular component: prefoldin complex; cytoplasm.
CCGACAUUUGCGAUAACCUCAGCCUCUUCCAUAUCUCAGCUACUCCUCACUCAGUGUGGCGAGUGACCAACAGUCUUGAUACAUACCGUUUUCAAGUCAUUCAAGGAAGAAUUGAUUUUAUCGGAAUCCGGAAAUUAUCACGAAAGAUGGCAGACGCUCAAGCCCGGCUGCAGAAACUCUCAGAGGAGUUCACAGACCUUCAAAAAGAGCUCCAAGAUGUAGUCGACUCGCGGCAGAGGCUCGAAGCUCAAAAAAACGAGAACCUUGGCGUCCAGAAAGAAUUCGGCAAGCUCAAGAAUGACGAGACCAUUUACAAACUCAUCGGCCCCGUCCUGCUGGAACAGGACAAGACAGAGGCAGAGAGCACCGUUAACGGUCGGAUAGAAUUCAUUGGCAAGGAGAUAUCACGGUUGGAGAAGCAGAUCAAGGACACCCAAGAAAAGAUCGAGAAGAAGAAGGGAGAGAUCAUCCAGACCCAGGCGGCGGCGGCGCAGGGACCGCCCGCCGGGAAACAGCCGGUCAAGGCAUAAAGGGGGAAGGUUGACCGCCGGGGGAAGGAUGAAUUUGGAAGGCAGGCCAGCUCGGGACAGGCCAACCCGUGACUCUCUCGCAAUUCGCCGACCAUUUGAGAAAGUUGGGGCACCUGGCGUUCCUACCCUUUCACCGGCUCGAUGGACGGGGUUAUCACAGGCCGGAGUGGAUUGUGAUGUCCUCGGCAUGGCAAAGGCAAAAGGCCAGUAUCAGUGAUUAACUUUGUCGAUUGUUAAACCCGACUGCCAUGGUCGUCAUCUCCUCGAUGGCCAGGUGGCAACCCCGGGAACAGACCGAGGUUAGCCGCCUCAUUCGUCGUCACGUAGCACGCUCGAAGUUUGUGUGGUUCGGCCUGGGAGGGCGAGAGUCAUAUAUAGUGCGCUCUAGAACUCGAUAGGAAAAUAUUUCCGCUUGUCAUCAUCAACUGAAUGGCGAAUUUGUCUAUCGGGUGAUCG